Phymastichus coffea is the source of this 3820-nucleotide messenger RNA. RefSeq names its product gamma-tubulin complex component 5 (gene Grip128). NCBI's taxonomy places the organism in Eukaryota, Metazoa, Arthropoda, Insecta, Hymenoptera, Eulophidae. The transcript has 12 exons. The coding region runs from base 119 to 3067 and encodes 982 amino acids. Gene Ontology annotation, biological process: meiotic cell cycle; microtubule nucleation; mitotic cell cycle. Gene Ontology annotation, cellular component: centrosome; spindle pole; gamma-tubulin complex. Gene Ontology annotation, molecular function: microtubule minus-end binding; gamma-tubulin binding. The record is from RefSeq and is a predicted model, not a curated record.
UUGACGAAAACACCUUAGGUUUUGAUGUUCUUUAAAAAUGGAAAAUGUAUAUAUAUAUAGAGUUUUGUUUACUUAUUGUAAAUACAGUGCUUUAUAUAAAAUGUAAAAAGAAUAAAAAAUGGGUACAAAGAUACUGAUAGAUAUCCACAAUGAUCUGAAAUUAUUAAUUGCCGCAAUCAGUGGUUUCGAGGAAGGAGAAGAAGGAUUUCAAAUUUGCGAACGUUUUGCCUUGUCUCAAAUCAAGCAUCACCGUUACUUGUCAGUAAACAGCCAUGCAGUCAAGAAAGAAAUCGAAGAGAUCACUCAGAAGUUUCUCAUCCACGGGAAAUACGACGUUGCGAAGGAGUUUCAAGAACUGGUGCGAACUUUUUUGACGAGUUUUGAUUUUGAAAGACAUCCUCAAUAUGACUUACAAUGGUCUCUGCUUUCAUUGCUAUUAAAUCUAUCCAAUGAAACAAAUAAGUCUGAGGUUAGUACUUCAUAUCUAAGUCGAGAUCGAAGUCAAAAUGUAUCUAUCACUGCUGAGGAUGACAUGUCUGAGGAGAUUGACUGGGCACAGUAUUUAAAGGAAGGUCAAGCAGAAUUUUUUUGCAACUAUGAAAGUGACAGUGACAGUGAUUGGUCCACUGAUGAGAAUGAUGGCCAAAUAGAUCUCUCGAUACAGAGCAAUCAAAAAGCAUCCACAUCAAGAAAAGAUGAGUUGCCCACAAUAGCAGAUACAAUCAAAGUUACAGAUAGCAAAACUUCAAAUAGUUUGCCACAAGACAUUGUAUCCAAAAACUGGUUGAAGAAAAAUGUACAGAAUACUUGGUGGAAUGAACUCGAUUGGCACCAAUAUAAAGUUGCGAGUGAGUUUGAAACUGCUCAUUUUUAUGAAAUUUGGAGAAAGAACAUCAUGAGAAGCAAUAAAAUCAUUGGUACAUUAAGUGAGUAUCAAGCAUGUCGAGAAUUACUGUGGAUGUUUCACAUUCCAACAUCAAUGGCUAUAUUUCAAGAGGAAAAUGAUAAAGAUUUCUCUAUACGUGAUGUGUCAAUACCAAGUUUGAGUUCAGUAGCAUUUAAAAAUAUGUUAAUUCCAUUUUGUGAAUAUUUUACAAUGAUCAGAGAAAUAGAUUUGUUCCUUGAAAAACUAUUCAAGCAAAAUGAUAGUUAUAAACCACCACUUACUUAUGAAGCAUAUGCCAUAGCUCUACAGCAAGAACUAUUAGAUAUUAAAAAAGGAUUUGUUGAAGUGGAAGUAGAAUUAAUGACCCAAAACGACCAAAAAACAUUUCUUGUUAUAUCAAGAAGUUUAGAAAAGUAUCUUAAUCGAUUAAAAUUAAUUUAUAAAAUUCAUAAAAACGUCACUGAAGACUGGGAAAAAUUAAAUAGUUGGCAGUGUGCUUCUAAACUCUUGUCAAAACUGUACUUCAAAAUGCAAGACUCUAAUAGCAUUGAAACAAUAAAUCUAUGUGCCAUGUUGUAUCUUAGUAGUCUAUCUGUAUACUUAAAUAUUGUUGACAUUUGGCUAAGUGAAGGUAGAUUAGAAGAUUGGAGAGAUGAGUUCGUCAUUGUCAAGUGUAACGAAACCAUUGAAAGUUGCUCUAGAGAAGAUAGUAGACCUUUAGAAGGUUUUACGUUUCGAGAACUUGAUCCGUUAUGCCUUAAAGAUCCAAUAAUGAAUGUUUUGGUACACAAAGUGUAUCAAUUCGGUCGUAGUAUCGAACUUCUUGUGACGUUGGAUCGCAUGUCCGAUUUCUGGAAUAUGAUGGACAAAGAGAAAGUUGCAAGAAACAAAUUGAGCGAGGAGUAUUUUAAAGAAAUUCUCAAUAAAAGCUCAAAAUAUGAUUACCUAACAUUCACUGACACAACUGACGCGGCACCACUAACAAUUAUUGAAGUACCUGUUCGAACGACUUACGAUUCGGAAAUAGCGCAGAGUGUAAUCCAACAAGUAUCAGCAUCAAACAAUCCAUUUCUUACAAAAGCUUUAGAAAGUUUUAUUUUCGAAGAUCAAAGUACAGACAGCAUCGAUGCAAUAAACUUCAGUUCUAGUCAGCCAGAUAUAGAAAAUUGCAAAUUGUUUGAUUUUCUAUCUAAAUUGAAAAUCGUAUUGCCAUGGAGAAGAAUCUUUGAAUACGGAAUCUCGAGGGUCUUAGAAAUGAAAUUCACAGGUGCUAGUAAGUUGGUGAAAGAAAUUCUCGUUCGUGAAUAUAAAUUGGAAGUUCAAUUGAAGCUCAUGCGUUCAGUUUACAUGAUGGAAACAAAUCAUGUUAUGAAUAAUUUCUGCAAACUCAUUUUUACAGAGAUCGAGUCAAGAAGCAUGUGGAACAAUGCUUAUUACGUAAGUUGUCUCCUGGAAGAAGUUCUUACACAAGAAUGGCCUGACUCGAGUUCACGAUGGUCGGUAACAGUUUCAAAUACACGUACGACUAAAAUUCUCGAAGCUAUUGACGGUGUUAAGCUUGAUUACGCCGCUGGUUGGCCUAGCAAUAUGCUACUCAAUGAUGAAGCACUCGACAAGUAUAAUCGAGUUUUUAGGUUUGAAUUGAAACUAAAAUGGGCACUUUGGACACUAAAUAAUCUGCAGUUUACCGAUCUAGAAGGAACAGACACGGCCGCUAAGCGUGAUAUCAUACAACACUUUCACAUUCGAAGGCUUGAAAGCUUGCGAUUUUGGCUUCUACAUGCGAUUGGUUCUAUUCACGCUUAUCUUUCUGGUCAAGUAUUAUUGAGUUUAGGAUCAGUGCUAGAUAAAUCUCUAUCAUUGGCUAAUGAUUUAGAGACGAUUAUUACUGUGCACAACGAAUAUUUAGACAACGUUCAAGAACAUUGCUUACAAACUGAAAAGUUUAAGGAUCUAGCUCAAAUAAUACACAAGCUACUGGAGAUGUGCGAUGAUAUCCGAAGUAACUGGUCGCCCAAAUCAUUAUCCUUUAUCGGUAAAGUUUUGGAUCAAUUAGAGAACGAUUACGUGAAGCAUCAUACGAGCCUUGCACUUGGACUUCACAAUGCAGUGCAGCACAAGGAUGCUGAUUACCUGACUGGUUUGAGUUCUGCCUUUAAUUGCAGUAUGCCGUCGACUUAGCAUAGCGGCACAAAUAUGCAAUACACAUUAUAAAUCCUCGACUCAUAUAAUCUAGUAUUAGAGUAGAAAUAUAGCAUAUUUUGUGCCCACGGCUCAUCGACGAAAAGAGUUUUUGUCCUAGCUAAUCAUCUAACACUCCUGCAAGAGAGAUUCAUUUAUUUGAAUUUUUUUUUGUAUAAAUAUAAUUAAUUGCUUUGAAAGUUUCAUCAGCAGUUCAAGAAUCAUUUGUUGUACACAUUCUUUAUUCAUCCAGUUUUGCAUAUAUUAUUUCACACAUUUUGUAUGUAGGUACAAUAAAGUUUCUUCUUAUGUAUGUUUUUACUUUUUUUAAUUCCAAAGCACUAAAACACAGUAAUUUAUUAAGAUUUCCAUCGUCCUUUAACCAAUCUAUCAUUAUUUUAUUUCAAUUCGCUUUUAAAAAAAAUUACAAAUAUUUAAUAUAAUUAUAUUUAUAUUAUAAUAUUUUAUGAAAAAUAUUGUAAAUUUAUUUUCCAGCUUAAAAUCAAAACAUUUGUAACAAUUUACUGUAUCAAAUAUUUAAAUAAUUAUAUUUUUAUAUAGUAAAUAGAAAACGUAAAUUUAAUCACAGUUUAGCCUACCAAAGAUUACUUAAUAUUUAUAUUCCUUUCUUCCUUUAUUCCUAUCGUUUCCAGGUAAACUUCUACUAACAAUAGUUCCUGGAAUUAAAAGUCGAUUUCGUUCGGUACAAGAUCAUAUCACAAAUCUGGGACGAAACAUUUUCAACGAGAUAGC